Mesorhabditis spiculigera is the source of this 849-nucleotide messenger RNA. NCBI's taxonomy places the organism in Eukaryota, Metazoa, Nematoda, Chromadorea, Rhabditida, Rhabditidae. The record is from the annotation of a GenBank genome assembly.
AUGUGCGCUUACCUGAAAUAUCGCGGUUUCCGGAACGCCCGACUGGCCGGGAAGGAUGUGAAGGAUGCGGCUGAAGAUGACGAGUUCGGCACGACGAAGAUGCGAAAAAGACACUCGUGGGAAGAUUUCGACUGGAGACGGCGAGCGAUGGAGGCGACAAUUGGAGCUGGCAAAUGGACGAACGUCUUCAAAUCGGCCCACUCCAAUGAGAUGAGGAUGCUGCUCGAUUUGAAGAUAGCGCAAGCACGUGAAGACCGGGCAACGCUGGAACCGAAGGGAACACUUCAGAAAUGUUCUUCUCAACGACGAAUAAUGCCCGGCCAGCCUCUGAUGCCAAUGUUAACGGGAGCUCUGCACAAGAAAACGAAGGCCCGGACGGCGGAGGAGCUCCUCGGCUCUCCGAUCCUCAUGACGGAUGUGGACACGGUCAAGGGCGAGGAGAUGGCCGUCGAGAAGACGCAGCGCAAGGAGGCUGCCAAGAAGCCGUCGCCCGGCAACAUUUCGGCGAUGAGUGUGAACGAGCCCGAGGUUGAGAAGAAGCUGAUCGACGAGAACGCGCCUGCCAAGGGGUUCAACGUCAAUCCCGAUGAGAAAACGUUCGCCAACCUCAACUUUACGCCUCCGAGCUGGGGUGAGGCCGAGAAGAAGAAGCUGCUCCUCGACAUCUCCCUCUCGCCGAUUGUUGGUAACGCGAAGAUGAGCCAGCGCGACGAAGAGCAUCCCAACCAACCUGCCGUGAUGGAGCCGCUGGGCGACGACGAAGACCUGCCGGAGCAGUUCGGCGGUUUGGAGCUCAACCGCUCGAUGUCCGAGGCGGACUUCGUCGACUGGAUCGACAAUGACGACUCG